AUGAACUCAUUUAGGGAACUGAAAAGUUCCAAACCAAACAGUACCAUCAAAGGAAAACAAGUAGAACUGCCAAUAAGAAUAGGCUACCAAGUGAAAGGAAAAGAUGGAAAGAUAAUAGAUUACACUGGAUCAAGUUCAUACUUUAGAGAAAAAUAGACGGUGUCAGCUAAUACUAGUCCGUGCCAUAAGCCCCAUGAAGAAAAUUCUUCAGAGCAGUAUAGAAGAAGAUCAGAGGGCUCAGAACCAGCUUCGGAUUCCAAUUCUCGACGAGCAUCUUUCAAUUCCUCUCCGGUACUACGUUGUCGCUAUGCCAGAUGUGGAAAAACGGUGAUAAUAUCGUCAGCUGAAGCUAACGGUUUUAAAAAUUGUCAUAAUUGCUCAUACACCUACUGCUCUAGGGCUUGCAGACGAGCUCAUUGGGAAAAGCAUAGAAAGACGUGUCUCUUCUCUCGAAUCGGCAGUCUCUGCCGACAAGUCAUAGCGGCGUGCAAGGAAAAGAAAGAUACCCUAUGUCACCUUUCUCAAAUGGCUAGAAGAGGUUACUUGUCACAUGGUAUAGGUGCUGUUAAGUGUUUCUUCCCCAAUCCGGAAUCAGCGGAACAAUUCCUAUCUAAAGGCUUACCCAAUCUAGGCGAGUUAACGUACGUCCGUUGGCAGGACUUACUUCCCUCGGAAAUGGGACCCCAGUUAUAUGCCGAAUUAGUGAAAAUGUGUAAGAACUACAAUCCCGAUAGUAAACUUGUGCUUUAUGUUUCAAUUUGUGUGAUUUCUGAAUCACCAGCGACAGGUUCUGUGAAAUGGGAACGACAGCUUGUAUCGAGAUGCGGAAAAAUGAGACUCAGCAAAGAUGUUCAAAUACCAGAAAGAGAACCCACAGAAAGUACCGAAACUUUAAUUCUCACUUCGGCUCCUAUCGAAGCUGAUCCAAUAACAGUUAAGGAGAUACGCGAAAAAGCUGUAGAUAACCUAAAAAAUCAUCUUAAAUCCAGAGGCGUGUCUUUAAAAAGGCACCAACCUGAAAUCCAUAAGCAGUUGUUAGAUUAUUGUUCUAAUGUUAGUACAAAGUUUACUCCAGUUACGAUGUAUCCUAAGGAUAACAUAUCUGGAAAAAAUUUAAUGUGUAUCCUUAUGUUAGAUGCCAACGAAGAAAGUGUCAAAGAAGUGGAAAACGCAGGGGUUAAAGUUAGGACUGUUAAUUUGUUAGACGAUAGUUGUAACGACUGAUUAAUUCUCG
Diabrotica balteata is the source of this 1234-nucleotide messenger RNA. The record is from the annotation of a GenBank genome assembly. Lineage: Eukaryota; Metazoa; Arthropoda; Insecta; Coleoptera; Chrysomelidae.